Messenger RNA from Verruconis gallopava, 300 nucleotides. RefSeq lists its product as uncharacterized. The record is from RefSeq and is a predicted model, not a curated record. NCBI's taxonomy places the organism in Eukaryota, Fungi, Ascomycota, Dothideomycetes, Venturiales, Sympoventuriaceae. The coding region runs from base 1 to 300 and encodes 99 amino acids. The transcript has a single exon.
AUGUCGGCCGGAGCAGAAGAUCAGGAGCGGCGGGACCACGACGCAACGACGGCGACGGCGACGGCGACGGCACCAAGCGCAGCUGUGCAUCACGGCGCCGGGCCGUGUUGUGGCCAUGCUGGCGUCGAAGAGCGCAUGGCGCUGUCAGGGCAGUCCAGUGCUGCCACGGACCUUCCAACGCCCUCGAACGCGUACCAACCGCCUGCGGACGCUGAUGCUGUGGCCGAGGCACACCAGUGUGACGCUGUUUCUACCACACACCGGGCAGGCGAUGUCCUGCUCCUCGUCAGUAUUCUGUAG